AUGCGACAAAUUAAAAGGAAUGUGCAGCGAGGCUUGCACGACCCGGACAAGGACGACCCUUUUGAUCUGUUCAUUUCGUCGACUAACAUCCGCUGGUGCUACUACAAGGAGACGCACCGGAUUCUAGGCCAAACCUUUGGCAUGUGCGUGUUGCAAGACUUCGAGGCCUUGACUCCCAACCUACUCGCACGCACUGUUGAGACUGUCGAGGGGGGAGGACUGGUUGUCCUGCUGCUGCAAUCAGUCACCUCCCUCCGCCAGCUCUACACGAUGGCCAUGGACGUGCAUGCGCGCUUCCGCACCGAGGCACACGGCGACGUUCUGGCCCGUUUCAAUGAGCGCUUUAUCCUCUCCUUGGCAGACUGUCGGACUUGUUUGGUGCUGGACGACGAGUUAAAUGUUUUGCCUAUCUCAACGAAGAGUCGCGCUCUGGUCGCCGGGCCGGGCGUGGAUCAAGGCGCCAUCGGAGCUGCGGAGGCGGCGCUGAGUGACCUGAAGGAGUCGGUGGCAGAGAUGCAGCCGCUAGGAGCCUUAGUGAGCCUGGCUCGGACGGUGGACCAAGCGAAGGCCGUGAUCUCUUUCCUGGAAGCAGUGCAAGACAAGGCGCUAAGGACAACGGUCAGCCUCACGGCAUCGCGUGGGCGGGGCAAGUCUGCGGCCGUCGGGCUCUGCUUGGCUGGGGCCGUCGCUUUCGGGUACAGCAACAUUUUCGUGACGGCGCCGUCGCCGGAGAACUUGGAGACGGUCUUCGACUUCGUGAAGCGGGGCCUGGUGGCGCUCAAGUACCAGGAGCACCUGGACUUCGAGGUGGUGCAGGCAGGACACCACAGGCAGGGGCCGCAGGGGGGCCUGGAUGCGAGGGCGACGGUGCGGAUCUCCGUCUUCCGGCAGCACCGACAGGUCAUCCAGUACAUCGCCCCGCACGAGCACGAGAAACUCUCUCAGGCCGAGCUGGUGGCGGUGGACGAGGCGGCCGCCAUUCCUUUGCCCCUGGUCAAGAGGCUGCUCGGGCCCUACCUGGUGUUCCUCUCCUCGACCGUGACGGGCUACGAGGGCACCGGCCGCUCUCUCUCCCUUAAACUCGUGGCGCAGCUGCGGGAACAGCAAGGACGUGCCAUGGCUGGCAUGCGCAAGCUCAAAGAGGUGACGCUGGAAACGCCAAUCCGGUACGCUGCCGGUGACCCGAUCGAGCGCUGGCUCUACGCGGUCCUGUGCCUGGACGCUCAGAUCUCAAAGCACCGUAUCGUCUCCUCCUUGCCCCCCGCCAGCGCCUGCCAGCUCUACCAAGUCGACCGCGACGCGCUCUUCUCGUACCACAAGGUCUCGGAAGCUUUCCUACAGCGCGUCAUGGCCCUCUACACGGCCGCACACUACAAGAACCAGCCGAACGACCUCCAGCUCUUGAGCGACGCUCCUGCCCACCGUCUCUUCGUCCUGUUAGGGCCCCCGGGCUCGUCGUCCUCCCCAGAUGCUCUGCCCGACGUGCUCUGCGUCAUCCAGGUGGCCCUGGAAGGCCGCAUCUCCCAGGCCUCAGUGCAAGCCUCCUUGGCGCGUGGGCACCGGGCCUCGGGGGAUCUGAUCCCGUGGACCAUGUCUCAGCAGUUCCAGGAUGCAGACUUUGCCAAACUCUCUGGCGCCCGCGUUGUUCGGAUAGCCACCCACCCCGAUGCCCAGCGCCUCGGCUACGGGACCCGGGCCUUGACCUUGCUCCUGGAGCACUACGCCGGGAAAGUGAGCCCCGCCCGGCUGUGGCAGUGGAACCAGCUCCGUGACGAGCGCUUGCGUCCCCGCCAGGAGCUUCCUCCUCUUUUGGUGCCGUUGGACAAGCUUAAAGGGAGAGAGCGCCUGCACUGGGUGGGCUCCUCCUUCGGUCUCACGGAAAGUCUCCUUAACUUUUGGGCGCGAGCGGGGAUGCGGCUUGUCUACCUCCGGCAGACAGCCAACGACCUGACGGGCGAGCACACGGCCAUCAUGCUGCGCGCUCUCAGCACCGAGGGCCUGGAAGGGGAAGCCGUCGCCGGGGACUGGCUGGCGGCUUUCGCGGAGGAUACACUGCGGCGUCUCGUGAGCCUCCUUUCGUUCGAGUUCCGGGAGCAAUUGGGCACGGCCUUGGACUUGGCCAUUUUGAACAACGUGCGCGAAGGUCUUGCGCCGCCUGGACCGCCCAUCACAGCCAAGCAACUGGGAUAUCUCCUGAUUCCUCGCGACCUGGAGCGCCUCCACCUGUACGCUCGCAACUUGGCCGACUACCACUUGAUCACAGACCUACUCCCGACGCUGGCGCGGGUCUACUUCUUGCGGAUGUUGCCAGCGAGCGUGCACCUGUCCCGGCUCAUGGAGGCUAUUUUGGUGGGGCUGGGGCUUAGGCAUCGGACGGUGGACCAGCUCGCGCGAGAGCUCGGGAUAGAGGGGGAUCAGAUACUUGCCCUAUUCAACAAGAUAGUUCGCAAGAUUGGAGCCAGUAUGAAAGAGAUUGGUGGGCAGCAGGAGGUGGCCGGGGUUUCGGCCGUAUCAGGGAAGGGUAUGACUCACGGUCCGUCGAAGGCACCGAAGAAAGACCAGGCCAGUGUCGAAUCAAGAAAAAACAAAGGGGCGGCGGAGCUGAACGGCAGUCACGCGGAAAAAAAGCGGAAACUUUUGGAGGAGGAAAGAGGGGAGCCCCCGGCUCUGUUAUCGAUCGACCCCGCUCAAGAGCGUUCUAGGGACAAGGAGAAAAAGAAGAAGAAGAAAGACACAACCGCAGUCCAUGCACAGACGAAGUCGCCGUCGGUUGAGCACGACGUAAUUUCCGCGGUGGAGUUUAAAAAAGGCACGUCUCCGGUGGUUUCACCAAAAAAGAAGGACAAGAAGCAGAAGAAGCAUAAGAAAGAUAGCGACUGA
Messenger RNA from Nannochloropsis gaditana CCMP526, 2880 nucleotides. It is a transcript of the gene NAT10, whose product is annotated as N-acetyltransferase 10. The transcript is spliced from 2 exons. Gene Ontology annotation, biological process: rRNA acetylation involved in maturation of SSU-rRNA. The coding region runs from base 1 to 2880 and encodes 959 amino acids. Gene Ontology annotation, molecular function: 18S rRNA cytidine N-acetyltransferase activity; ATP binding; tRNA binding. The record is from RefSeq and is a predicted model, not a curated record. Gene Ontology annotation, cellular component: 90S preribosome; nucleolus.